Messenger RNA from Magallana angulata, 3671 nucleotides. Its product is annotated as multifunctional procollagen lysine hydroxylase and glycosyltransferase LH3-like. The coding region runs from base 267 to 2459 and encodes 730 amino acids. The record is from RefSeq and is a predicted model, not a curated record. The transcript has 20 exons. Lineage: Eukaryota; Metazoa; Mollusca; Bivalvia; Ostreida; Ostreidae. Gene Ontology annotation, cellular component: endoplasmic reticulum. Gene Ontology annotation, biological process: peptidyl-lysine hydroxylation. Gene Ontology annotation, molecular function: procollagen-lysine 5-dioxygenase activity; iron ion binding; L-ascorbic acid binding.
AGUCCUUUCCAUUCGGAACUCUGUAUGUGCUAUAAACUCGAGAGUAAACCCGAAGAACAUUGCGGAUUCCAAACAAAAGCACAUGUGGGUCAAAGUUGAAGCUGGAAUAUUCGGCGGUGGUAUCGGAUUACACUUCUGUAGAGAACCAAGAAAAUCUGGUUGCCACAUCAUCGUUUCUGGAGAGCCGGGUGAACGAGCAAUGAAUUGAGGAGACUGUCUUUCACAGGAACUGUACAAAUUUCACAGGAACUGUACAAAUUUUCAAAAUGGAUAUGUUGAAGCGUUAUAAUUUCUUUAUCGAUGUUCUUAUCUUUACUUGUGGUAUAUAUUCCGUGGCUUCUCUGGAAGAUAACGAGUUGAAGCUGAUUACAAUAGGGACAGAUGUUACUGAUGGACUAAGAAGAUACCUCAGAUCAAUCAACAAGUAUGACUUGGAUGCAGAGGUCUUUGGAAUUGGCAUGGAUUGGAAGGGAGGGGAUGUAGCCAAUUCUGCUGGCGGGGGUCACAAAGUCAACAUCCUUAAAAAAGAGCUGGAGAAAUACAAGGACCAAGAAAACCUCAUUCUCAUGUUCACAGACAGCUAUGAUGUUGUCCUUACUGCUGGCAAGCUGGACAUUCUGGAGAAGUUUAAGAAGUUCAAUGCAAGGGUUGUAUUUUCUGCUGAGGGAUUUUGCUGGCCUGAUCCAUCAUUGGCUGCCUCAUAUCCUGAAGUCAAAUCUAAAGAGAAACGUUUCCUUAAUUCAGGAGGUUACAUUGGUUAUGCAAAAGACCUGUAUGAGAUAAUCACACAUCGCAGCAUUAAGGAUACUGAUGACGACCAACUCUAUUUCACAAACAUUUUUCUGGAUGAGACACUCAGGAAAAAAUGGAACAUAAAACUUGACGUUAAAUCAGAGCUUUUCCAAAAUAUGCAUGGGGCUCAAGGUGAUGUCACAAUUAAGUUCAAAAGUGACCACAGCUAUGCAUACAAUGUCAUAACUGGAACUACUCCAGUUGUGGUACAUGGAAAUGGACCCAUCAAGCCUGAAUUCAACAGAUUUGCCAACUACCUAGCAGAUGGAUGGACAACUCAAAAUGGCUGUCAGGCUUGCAAGGAAGAGACAAUAUCUAUCAGGGAGUUGAAGGAUGAUGAAUUCCCUACAGUCCUAGUUUCACUGUUCUUUGAGCAGCCGACACCAUUUGCAGAGGACUUCUUGGAGAGAAUAGCUAACCUGAAAUAUCCAAAAUCUCGAAUAGACCUAUUCAUUCACAAUAAGGUGGAAUUCCACAACAAGGAUAUUGCGUCUUUCCUUGAGAAAUACAAUGACAUGUAUAGGUCUGCAACCAUCUUGAUGCCAUCUGAUGGAAUUUAUGAAGCUGCUGCCAGGAACUGGGCAGUGGAAGUAUGUAAACAGAAGAACGACCAGUAUUUGUUUUCUGUGGAUGUUUAUGCUCAAAUCACAGACCCCGAGACCUUGAUCGAUCUAAUAGAACAAAACAGAACUGUUCUGGCACCAAUAUUGUCUCGCCCUUACAAAUUAUGGUCCAAUUUUUGGGGAGCUGUCAACAAAGAUGGAUGGUAUGCCAGGUCUGAAGACUACAUAGAUAUUGUGGAGAAGAAAAAAAUUGGACUGUGGAAUGUUCCAUACAUCACUGGAGCCUACCUUAUCCAUGGAUCUCUAAUGGAAGAACUGAGAGACAUUUAUUCUGCAGAAAAUGUUGAACCUGAUAUGGCUUUCUGUGGAGGUCUCAGGAAAAGGGGUAUAUUUAUGUAUGCCACAAACAGAAAAAUCCUUGGCCAUCUUGUGGAUUAUGACAACAUGGAUACCUCUCAUCUUCAUAAUGAUCUUUAUCAGAUUGUACAAAACCCUUAUGAUUGGAAACUGAAGUACAUUCAUGAAAAUUAUUCCCAGAGCUUGGAAUUGAACAGGACUCUUGUUCAGCCCUGUCCUGAUGUGUUCUGGUUCCCCAUUGUGAGCACCAAGUUCUGUGACAGUCUGGUGGAGGAGAUGGAACACCUAAACCAGUGGUCAGGGGGCAGGCAUGAGGAUCCCAGACUGGCUGGAGGCUAUGAAAAUGUUCCAACUGUAGACACUCAUAUGAGGCAAAUCGGAAUGGAGGAACAUUGGUUACAUUUUCUAAAGGUUUAUGUCUCUCCUCUACAAGAGCGAGCAUUUGAAGGAUACCAUAGUGAUCCUCCUAGAGCGAUAAUGAACUUUGUUGUGCGGUACCGUCCAAACGAACAAGACAGAUUACGCCCACACCAUGAUUCCUCCACCUUCACCAUUAACAUCGCCCUCAACACACCCAUGAAAGAUUUUGAGGGAGGAGGUUGUCGCUUUUUAAGGUACAAUUGCAGCGUGACGGCAACACGUAAAGGUUGGAUGUUGAUGCACCCGGGACGACUCACUCAUUUCCACGAGGGCCUCGUGACGACCAAAGGAACACGAUAUAUCAUGAUUUCAUUUGUAGAUCCUUAAGAACGAACAUAAAAUUCUUAGCUUUCUGCAAAGUUCAUCUAUAUAUUUUUAUACAGUAUUUUGAUGAAACUAAUUUUAAAGUUUCCUCAAAAUAAGCAUGUACAAUAAUAUUGAAUUUUAAGAUAUGAGUGAUUUAUUUUACAUUAAUACAAGGAUCUGUUUUAAAGGUUUACAAGGAGAUAUACGGAUAGGCUUAUUUGUGCGCUCUGACAUAAGAGACAAGGGGAUACAAGGAAAUUGGGACCUGGCCUAAGUUUUUGUGAUACUAGUCAAUUUUUACCUAAAUAUUUCAUUGUCUGAUUGGAAGUCUGGUGUUUAUGCAUGUUAAUGGUUCUACACAAGUGUCAUAUGUGGAUUAUAUUGGAUUUUGCAAUUCAUAUGAAUUGAUGCUGCAUAGGGAAAUUAUACACGCUUUAAAAAGAAUGAAUGUUUUUCUAUGCAGUUUAUCUUGCAAUAUAUACAUGUAUGCCUGCUUUUUAAAACCAAUAGAUCUUCUAUUAAGUAGUUGCUUUUAAUGAUUUUUAAUUGCAUAUACAUUUGCUAUAUGGUGCUUAAUUGAAGAAAUUUCGAUGUAUUGAGUUAAAGCAUGUAAUAACACAUUUGAAGUUUUACAAUGCUUUUAAUUACUGAUAGAUGGGGGAUUAUAUAGUGGUAAGAAAUCUUUUAAUUGACAUGCUUUUUAUCAGAAAAUGGUUGUGUUUCAUUACUAUUGCCUGUGUGAUAUGGUAUUUAAUCACAUUUUAGAAAGACACUGUUUUCUAAAGAGACUUAACUUUUUUUAAUUUAGGCAUACAAACAUGCAACAAGUCUUUAAAUUACUGUGAAAUCUAGUCAAUUCGUUGUGUCAUAAUCAAUUGAUGAUUUUUUUUCUCUUCCUUGUGAAUGUCGCAAGUCCCAUAAAGAGCAUGCUCUUCUCGUUUGGUAAUUAAGAGAAAGAAAGGUAUACAUGUAUCUUCUUACAUCAUUGAGAAUGAAGAAUGUACAUCAUUUGUUUUUGUGACAUGUAAAACUUUAGAAUGUUUUACAGGCUUAUUCUAAUCUUGUGUAACAGAAAGCUUGCUAGAGUAGAAUUUCAUGUAUUAAAUGUUAUGAUUUGACACACUUUACUGAAUGUUUGUUCACUUGAAAUGUAGAAUCUCAAAUUGUGAUAAUCUCUGAUUUGUCUUUCAAGUUUUUUAAGCACACAACAAAUAAAAGCUGAAGGGAAAAAAA